UUGAAAUGGUUCGCGACUGGGAGGUGCAGUUGUUUAUUGCGAACCGAGCGUAGGUGUUCUGCAGAUUAUACCUGCAGGUUGGAGAGACAGGAGCAAGAUUAUAUAAUUGAGCAGCAAAGCAGAGAGAGGAGGAAAUAUGUACUGAUAACAGCCAAGACACUGCGAGCCUCUGUCCUGUCUCUUUCAAGCUUGAAGUCAGCGUCUGCUAAAAAAGCAACCUGGAACAACAACCAUUCAGGAAGAAGUCAAAAUCUACAGACGUCAGCACUGUUACAGAAUACAAGUCAACAAGCACCAGUUAUCCAAGGGGACACUGAUGAACCUGAUCCACUGACGUCUGACAUGGCCUCUCAACAACAUCAAGGGACUCAGCAGUACAUUUACCUCGAUGGAAAUAGCUUAACGACAAAACAGCUUGUUCAGCUUGGUGAAGCAUGCUACAAAAUCAAGCUUACCUCAGAAGCAGAAAGGAGGGUCAAUGAAUCGAGGGACCUUGUGGAAAAAAUCAUCAAUAAAGGACAAGUGGAGUAUGGAAUAAACACAGGUUUCGGGAAAUUUGCCAGGACUGUUAUCCCCCACGAGAAACUCAAACAGCUACAGGAGAAUGUUAUCCUCUCUGCAGCAGUAGGUGUCGGGGAUCCCUUGUCCCCAAAGAGGACCCGGAUGCUGCUGGCUCUCCGAAUCAAUGUCCUCGCUAAGGGUUACAGUGGAAUCUCUUUAGAGACCCUCGAUCAAAUAAUCCAGGCAUUUAAUGUUUCCUGCCUCUCCUACGUCCCAGAGAAGGGGACAGUCGGUGCCAGUGGCGAUCUCGCUCCCCUUGCCCAUCUUGCUCUGGGACUGAUGGGUGAAGGCAAAAUGUGGUCGCCCAAAAGUGGCUGGGCAGAUGCCAAAUACGUUUUGCAAGCUUAUGGUCUCCGGCCAAUUUCACUAAAAGCGAAAGAGGGACUGGCCCUGAUCAAUGGCACUCAGAUGAUCACGUCACUCGGUGUGGAAGCAGUGGAGAGAGCAACGGCGAUAGCCAGACAGGCAGAUAUCAUAGCAGCUAUCACUCUGGAAGUUCUGAAAGGCACCACCAGAGCCUUUGAUAGUGACGUCCAUGACCUCCGACCUCACCCAGGCCAGAUAGAAGUAGCUGCUCGGUUCCGGUCAGUCUUGCAUUCCGAUGUUCAUCCAUCUGAAAUUGCAGAAAGCCACCGGUUCUGUGGCCGUGUCCAGGAUGCCUAUACCCUUCGCUGCUGCCCACAGAUCCAUGGGGUGGCCAAUGAUACGAUCAGAUUUGUGAAAUCGAUUCUGGUGACUGAAAUGAACAGUGUCACUGAUAAUCCAAUUGUGCUUGUGGACAGAGGUGAAGUUAUUUCAUGUGGGAAUUUCCAUGGUGAAUAUCCUGCCAAAGCCCUUGACUACCUGGCGAUUGGUGUCCACGAGUUGGCAUCAAUUAGCGAGAGGAGGAUUGAGAGACUGUGUAACGCAUCCCUGACUGAACUGCCUGCCUUCCUGGUUAGUGAUGGGGGCCUGAACUCAGGCUUCAUGAUUCCUCACUGUACAGCGGCCGCAUUAGUGUCCGAGAACAAAGUGCUGUGUCAUCCAUCCUCUGUCGACUCUCUGUCCACCAGCGCUGCCACUGAGGACCAUGUCUCCAUGGGCGGAUGGGCUGCCAGGAAAGCGUUGAGAGUUAUUGACCAUGUUGAGCAAGUUCUUGCUAUCGAGCUCCUGGCAGCAUGUCAGGGCCUUGAGUUUCUGCGCCCACUGCACACAACAGAGCCAUUGGAGAGUGUCUACAAGCUGGUUCGCUCAGCGGUGAAGCCUUUAGUUAAGGAUCGAUUUAUGGCCCCUGAUUUUGAAUUUGCUCACAAGCUGCUGAUUGAGGAAAAGGUUUGGAAAACAGUACAACCCUACAUUGAACACAGUGGGUCACCUCAAGCUGCAGAAUAGACCGAGUACAGAGUCCAUUUGUUCCAUCGAUAGGUGUGCGCCCCUAUGAUAAAUACAACAUGAUCAGAAAAAUCAACAAACAGUGACGGAGGAUUGCAGCAUCUAAAAAGGACAAGUGAAGGGAAGCUGGACACCUCUUUUAGUUUGAAGUGAUGGAGACUGUUAGUCUCCCGUCACAGUAACAGAAUGAUGAUUCCUGAGAUUUUGCUUCUGAUUCCAGAUUCUGUUCCAGGUAUUAAUGUUGUUAAAAAUUCACUCGCAUUGAACAUAGAACAUAGAACAAUACAGCACAGGAACAGGCCCUUUGGCCCAUCAUGUCUAUUCUGACCAUAUGCUAUCCAAAACUAAUCCCAUCUGCCUGCUGUCUCUUUUCUCCUCCAAGGAACUUUUGUUUGCUUGAAGAUCCAAAGGGAGAACGUUUGGAACCAGGCAAGUGACUAAGCCGGCAUUUUGUCCAUCACUAGACCUCCGUGAAGGUGGUGGUGGACCAUUUGCUUGACAUGUUGCAGUCUGUGUGUGGUCUUGGCCCGCCCACUCAUUCCUGAUCUUCUCUCUUCCCUGUUUGCACAGGCAGACCCCAGGUUACAAACAACGCUCUGUUUUUGAGUAGGAUGGUAGAUCAGUUUCUAUGCAAGUCAAAACACAAUACCGCACGAUAUAAAACAGCAGUUCACAAGUACAAACAAAUGUUCACAUGUCAAAUCCUUAAAAAAAAUAUGGGAUCUUGUUCACAAGGACAAGUGUACAAACAUUCAUAAACUGGCAACCCCUUGUACUGAUGUUCACUUUUCUAUAAUUGCAGGUUAAAUUAAAUCAUAAUUCAGAUUUACCUUGUUUCUAUCCACUUGAAUAUCUCAUAUUUCCAGAAGGCCAGACUCAAUCACUAAUCUUUCAACAAUGAAGACCGUUGAGAUUCUAACCUUUCCUCUUCACUGUGACGUCUGACACUGGGGCUAUCUCAGCCAUUUUCUGCAACAGUCUUUCCCUUUGUCUUCCCUGUGUCUCCUGAUACUCCCAUUGGCACUCUAUAACAUCAGUCUUACACUUAUUAAUCUGUCAUUACUAAGACCUAUUUCCACCUCCCUAACAUUGUCUGACUCUGUGUCUGUGUCUGUGUCUGUGUCUGUGUCUGUGUCUGUGUCUGUCUCAGCCAAUCUAUCAAAACCCUUAUCCAGCUUUUCUUACCUCUAGUCUUGACCUUUCCAACACUCCCUGGUCAUACUUCCAUCUCUCAGUCUCUAUAAACUUCAACACAUCCAAAACACUGCUGCCCAUAUCCUAACGAAUCCCUGUCCUUGUUGACAUAUAUUGACUGCUGUUGAAAAAGAAUUUGCAUGUUAAAAUUCUUUGUAUUGAAAUCCCUGCAUGGCUCCCUCAUCCCUCUCCAGGUAUGUCAUUUCAUCUAUCACAUAAAAACCUGAGAUAUCUGCACUCUUCCAAUUUGCUCAUCCCUGAUUUUCAUUGCUCCACCAUUAUUUGCCGUACCUUCAGCUGCCGGUACCCUAAGUUCCAGAACCUCUUUUCCCAAUCUCUUCAUCUCUCUAUCCCUAUCCCUUUUAAAAAUUCUUAAAAUCUACCUCUUUGACCACAAUUUUGAUUUGAUUUAUUAUUGUCACAUGUACCUAGGUACAGUGAAAAGUUUUGUUUUGUGUCAAGUACAGGUAGAUCAUUACCAUACAAUAUGUAUUAGGGUAGUUGAACUGAAUGAAAAAUACAAUAUUACAGCUGCAGCGAAGGUGCACAAAGAACGAGAUCAACAUUAAAUUUAAAAUUUGAGAAGUGUACUCAGAAGUCUAAUAACAG
Rhincodon typus (whale shark) is the source of this 3735-nucleotide messenger RNA. RefSeq names its product histidine ammonia-lyase-like. NCBI's taxonomy places the organism in Eukaryota, Metazoa, Chordata, Chondrichthyes, Orectolobiformes, Rhincodontidae. Bases 343 to 1932 code for a protein of 529 amino acids. Gene Ontology annotation, biological process: L-histidine catabolic process. The record is from RefSeq and is a predicted model, not a curated record. Gene Ontology annotation, molecular function: histidine ammonia-lyase activity. The transcript is spliced from 20 exons. Gene Ontology annotation, cellular component: cytoplasm.